This is a messenger RNA of Polyodon spathula (Mississippi paddlefish), 3393 nucleotides long. RefSeq names its product hyaluronan and proteoglycan link protein 4 (gene hapln4). Gene Ontology annotation, molecular function: hyaluronic acid binding. Gene Ontology annotation, biological process: cell adhesion. Bases 139 to 1281 code for a protein of 380 amino acids. NCBI's taxonomy places the organism in Eukaryota, Metazoa, Chordata, Actinopteri, Acipenseriformes, Polyodontidae. The transcript has 5 exons. The record is from RefSeq and is a predicted model, not a curated record.
GAGAGAGAAUUCGAGGUAGCAGAGAAAAGGGACUGGGAUCUUGCUCCAGUGUGCUGUAGCCACACUGCUCCUACUGCAGAGAAGUUUUUAAGUUGUUCGUUUUUUUUUUUUUUUUUUUUCCAUCCUCCCGGUGGCAUUAUGGGGUGGGUCGGUUUGGCCUGGCUCUCUGCUCUGCUGUUCCUGUCUGCUUCGUCUCAACUGCCUGACACUGACAAAGGCCGGAAGAAGAUUGUCCAUGUGCUAGAGGAUGAAAGCGGGGCAGUUAUCGUGCAGACUGCCCCAGGGAAGGUGCUGACUCACCGGGGCGGCUCCAUCACCCUGCCCUGUCGCUACCACCAUGAGCCGGAGCACACGAACCCCGCGCGGACCCGGGUGAAGUGGACCAAGGUGACGGACGCGCUGGUCUUCGAGGACGUGUUCGUCUCUCUCGGCCGGCAGCAGCGGGCCUUCGGGACCUACCGUGGGCGUGUCUCGCUGCAGGGUGCGGGGCCGGGGGACGCCUCCGUGCAAAUCCACAACGUGACUCUGCAGGACUACGGCCGCUACGAGUGUGAGGUCACCGAUGACAUGGAGGACGACACCGGCUUCGUCAACCUCGACCUGGAAGGAGUGGUGUUCCCGUAUCACUCCCGGCUGGGACAUUACAAGCUCAAUUUCCACGAGGCCGCAGAGGUGUGCGCUGAGCAGGACGCCAUCCUGGCUUCGUACCCUCAGCUCCACGCGGCCUGGCUGGACGGGCUGGACUGGUGCAAUGCGGGCUGGCUGGAGGAUGGCUCGGUCCAGUACCCCAUCUCCCGGCCGCGGGACGAGUGCGGCCGCAAGGGGACCCCCGCCGGCGUGCGCAACUACGGCUACCGCCACAAAGACAGCGAGCGCUACGACGCGUUCUGCUUCACCUCCAACCUCAACGGCGAGGUGUACUUUCUGAAGACCUACAAGAAGCUGGCAUUCGGGGACGCUGUGAAGGCCUGCGAGCUGGACGGCUCUACGGUGGCCAAGGUAGGCCAGCUCUACGCCGCUUGGAAACUCCAGCUCCUGGACCGGUGCCAGGCAGGCUGGCUCGAGGACGGGAGUAUCCGCUACCCCAUCGUGAACCCGCGGGCGCGCUGCGGGGGGCCAGAGCCGGGGGUCCGCAUGCUCGGCUUCCCCGACAGGAAGUUCCGCCUCUACGGGGUCUACUGUUACCGGAAGAACCAGGACGCGGGUGGCAAUGAGAUAAUCGGCAACGCAUCAGCAAAGACACGCAGCCAGGUCACCAGCACGGGGCCUACUAACAUCUAAGAGGAGCCAGGAGGGGCCACUCUGACUGUGUGCCCCUUUAUAUACACAGCCGCUUUCAUUAACAAACUCUUUAUCGCUGCCACACAUUAUGACCGCUAAGCACUGUAUUGCCUAGUAUGCAGUACAUUGCACAAUUAUUUAGUGAUUUUAAAUGCACUUGCACAAUUAUUUAUAAACAAACUGUAAAAUGGAUUGAUUUGAACAACCAAUACUUGUUAAGCCACCUCUGAAGGUUUUUUCUUUUAUAGAACAUUUUACAGCAACAGGGACCUCAUGCAAUCCAGGUGUGCUGUAAAAUGCUCUGAGCUAUAGCAAGUCACUAUUGCAUAGAAAGGCCAGUUGUGUUGGUCAUAUCAAGCCCACAGCAGAAUCAGCAAAAAGUGGCACGUGAACAUAUAGGGGUUGACAGCAUGUGCAGAGGUGACGUCACAGGGGAGGGCAUUUUAGCGGGGUGUCAACACCUUAUCAAAUCUGAAAACUGGACUUAAAUAUGUCAAAUAAUAGUUUUAUACUAAACUAUUCCCAUAUGGUAAGGUCAAGUUUCCAUAAGAGGAGGAGAUCUUAAAUAGUAAGUGGCUUUAAUUGGGUUAUUCUUUCAGCUAUUUGAUGGUGCGCACAGUCACUUUGAGCUUCUUCGAGCUUGAGCAGUAGAGAGUGUCAGCACUUAGGAUCUUUAGCACAAAUUCAAAGCAGAGUUAGCGGCAGAUUUAGAGAAGAACGAUAAUAACUUAAUAAUGAAGAGCAGAAGCCAAAAGCACAACUGGAUGAAGCACAGCAUGAUGGUAAAUAGCACAGCAAGCAAUUCAAAUGCUGUUUGAAGAUCCUCACCAUUGUAGUGUCAAGCGUCUUGCAGCUCAAGUAAUCACGCCCCUGAUACAUUUAUUCUGAACUCUGAACCAAUCAAAGAACAUUCUUAUGGGUGAUGAUGUAUUUGCUAUAUCCCAGAUAAAUAGCUCACAAAACCACAAAUCAGAUUUGGAGCAGUGUUCUUUACAUCUGGUCCGCUAUCCAGUCCAGGUCUUUGUUUCAACCAGCAGAUCUAAUUUAAUAAUUUAAAGGCAGAGUAGCUGAUUUAGAACAGUUACUGUAGACCACUGUGCAGCACCUCCUUCAUUCUAGAAUGCCCUUUCCCUGAACCAUGUGAUCAGGUCUCACCUGCCUGCCAUUGUCUGGCUGGAGUGGAUCUCCUCUUGUGUUCUUCCUCUGUUCUAUGUAACUCAUUGAAGCCAUAGCGUUAGCGUACUGAUCAUCAUACUAACCAUUGAGAAAGGCGUUAUUAUUGUGAUCAGAAUUGACUGGACUUAAUUCCAGUGAUGUCAUAAAUAAACAGCCUGUGAAGUGUAGCGCCAAGAUUCUAGUAGCUUGUGCAAACCAUGCAGCAUUUAAACAUGCUCCAUUUCCUUUAGUUUGAAGGUGUCCUAUGUAUUUCUUUAAUAUCAGAGCAGAUGUGUUGAAUGUACAAUGUUAUCCGUAUAACAAUAAUAUUAUAUUUUUGUUUUGCUUCCUGAAUUUAGUUUAUAGACAAUACAGACGAACUGGAAAGUCAACGAGGUUUGCUUUCUCUCUGAUAAAGCAGUGCCUGGAAGGCUGCCCCCAAAAAACAAAAAAAAAACUCUAGUUGCAACCAUGUAACUAUUAGUAUGCCAUCGUCAAAAUGUGACCUUUCAAGUCACUUACUAGUAGCCAUUUAUAAAUUCAAAAUAAUAUUAUUACAGUUUAAUAAUCCAACUGACUUGAAUAGGGGAGGACCAAUAUAUUCUGGCAUUCUGACUGGCCACUUAAAUUAAGUCAGUAAUAUGGAAGACAAUGAGAGAGGUGGGGGUCCUUCAGCCAUAUCUUACGCCAGAAUAUCGUUCUCAAAUCAUAUUGGAAACCAAUGUUAAAAAACCGAAUCAUUGUGACAUCAUUUUAACAGCAUUUGUUGUAUUUUAUUAGUGCUGAGGCGUGUGAUAAGUGUCUCAACAGUAGGGGGCGCUGUUGUAGCAGAUGUUUGCACAGCAGUCUCCUCUUGAGUCACAUGAUGUAAUGACUGUACAGUUACAUUGUAAUCUCUGCAGGUCUCUGCACAUCUGAAUGUACUUGCAAUGUAAUAAUAAUAACACGUUAAUGAUG